Molecule: messenger RNA, 1779 nt
Organism: Monoraphidium neglectum
Lineage: Eukaryota; Viridiplantae; Chlorophyta; Chlorophyceae; Sphaeropleales; Selenastraceae
Exons: 9
Coding region: 1-1779 (592 amino acids)
Biological process (GO): lipid metabolic process
Source: RefSeq, a predicted model, not a curated record
AUGGCAUAUGUGUAUGACCACGUGGCCGCCACGCCCCGCCGCGACGGCGCGCCCUGCCUCGCCGCGUGGGGUGCGGUGGGGGCGCCCGUGAUGGUUGGCGGCCGCGGCGGCGGGGACCGGCUAGCGCUCGUGUUCAGAACGCGGCGCGACGUGUUCAUCUCCUUCAGGGGCAUGGACGGCCUCUCAGAGCUGCCGAAGGCGACGCGAGUGCAGCCUGUCUUUGAUGCGCCCUUCUUCGGGGCCCCGCUGCCCGAGCGGCCCCCGCCGCCGCAGCUGCCGCUUGCUGCGUACCGCACCCAAAGGCCGUUUGCAGACCCGCGGCUGUUCUGGGUGCUCAGGAAGGACUACGACGAUGCCAGGGCCCUGGACACAGCCCUAGCAGAGGCCAUGGACGCCGCCUCGCGCCCGUCUGCACGCGUCUGGCUGACUGGCCACAGCUCGGGCGGGGCUCUAGCGCAGCUCAUGGCGCUGCGCCUGUCAUCGCAGCACAGUUUUGCUAUUGGCGGUGUCUUCCUGUUCAAUUCGGACAGAGUCGGCAGCGCAGGGUUUGCGGCGCACUAUGACUCGCACUUGGGCAACGUCACCCUGCGGUACGGCUACGGGCAUGACAACGCCAACAUGGCCUCCAACAUGGCCAUGGGCCUCCGCUUCCCCGGCCGCGGCUUCUGGGCGUGCCCCCAAAAGGGGCGCCCCGUCGAGGCGCUCGCGGCGCUGCCGCUGGGGCAGGACACGAUGAACGCAUGUAAAGGCGUCACCCCCUGGCCCCGGCAGGACGACCUAGAGACCAAGGAUGACGUGGCAAGGCGCUGGCGAGUCCCCCUGAUGCCGAAGCUGGCUGUCUUGUCCACGGUCGCCGAGUGGGACAGCUUUUCACACCACUUCCCGCACCUCCUGUUCGACUCGCUCUUGCGCAUCCUGGGGCCCCAAGUCGACACCUGCGUGAUGAAGGCGUUGCGCAACUCACAGUGCGUGGUCAGCCGAGGCUGUACAGUCGCGCUGCGGCCUGCAGGCGACACGCGCUGCCUCACGUGUGCAGACGACUCCACAUGCACAGAGUUCUGGGGCCUGCCCGGCUACAGUGGCGACAGGGACAGUGAUGUAAACAUCGGCACCCCACUGGUCGGGGUGGUGGCAACUGCCGCGCGGCCGCCCUCAGCGGGCAACACGGCAAUAGCGGCCAGGCUGCGGAACGGGCUGAUUAGGUUCCUGGAUGACGGCAGCGGCGGCGCUGGCGGCGCCACGGUCAGGCACGUCGCGUUUGGCAUUGCGGACGUUGAGGCCGCCAGCCAGCAGGAUGCGACCUCGCAGCCGCAGCAGCAGCAGCAGCAGCCGCAGCAGCAGCAGCCGCAGCAGCAGCAGCCGCAGCAGCAGCAGCAGCAGCACCAGCACCAGCAGCACCCGCAGCAGCAGCACGAGCAGCAGCAGCAGCAGCAGCAGCAGCACCAGCACCAGCAGCGGCACCAGCAGCAGCACCAGCAGUCAACUUUUCUGCGGCAGGGCACAGAGGUGACAUUCCAGCUUGCGGCUGACCCCGCAGCACAGCAGCGCGCGACUGCUGCUGCCGCCGCCGCUGCUGCAGCGCAGCGGGACUAUCGCGCCGCCUUCUGGGCUUCGCACGUCGCCACGCACGUCACGCCGCUGAGCGGCGCAGCCCGCGCGAGCCUGACGGGUGUGCAGUCGCGGCAACUGGCGGUGCUGGGGCUCCUGGCAGGGGCGUCUGAUGAGCUCGAGGCAGCGGCGGGGGAGCGGCGACGGCGGGCGGGCGGCAAGCCGACGUGA